Molecule: messenger RNA, 1515 nt
Organism: Cladophialophora carrionii CBS 160.54
Lineage: Eukaryota; Fungi; Ascomycota; Eurotiomycetes; Chaetothyriales; Herpotrichiellaceae
Exons: 3
Coding region: 1-1515 (504 amino acids)
Biological process (GO): Golgi calcium ion homeostasis; manganese ion transmembrane transport; Golgi calcium ion transport
Cellular component (GO): Golgi apparatus; fungal-type vacuole membrane
Molecular function (GO): manganese ion transmembrane transporter activity; calcium ion transmembrane transporter activity
Source: RefSeq, a predicted model, not a curated record
AUGAAAGUCGGACGACGGCGCGCUCAGUUACUCCUGUUCUUCUUCGCUUCUAUCGCGACCACCAACGCAUUAGGCGGUGAUCUAUCCGCAACAGAUCCCGUCAAUCCAGGCACGUUAGGGGGUGCGGUUGGCGCGUCUGGAGGAGGAAGCACCCUCAAGGGGCCUCUGGUUGGAACAGAACAUGCACCGGUGGAUGGUAAAGAUGGCAUGCCCCACGACGGACCUUUUGUCGAGACAAGCGCAGAGCGAACGAGGAAGAAGCAGGGCGCCGAGGCAGGGGAGGACGAAGUCGUCGUAAAGGAAUCGUACAAAGACCACGGAGACCUGCCUCAGACGAAUGAUGCGGUCAUGGACGAUCGCAUCAAUUCGAAACCUGUCGAGGGGACGAGGGGAUUGGAAGGAGGCAUCUCCGAGAAAUCCAAGGAGGCGAAGAUGACGGAGAAGAAGCCCGAGUCUCCCAAAGAUGCCAGGCCGGUGCCUCAUAGCGAAGCAAGAGAUCCAGACGGGGCAGCAGGCCCUGCCUCGACGGAUGAAGAAACCAAGAAAACUCUAGCAGUCCCCGAAGACCUCCCCUCCAAGCCGCACGAUAUCCCUCACCCUGAAAACCCGUCCUCACCGAAAGACAAUAUCCUCUCGUCUGAGAGCCCGCAAACACCCAAGAGACCCAUCGAGCAUGAACCCGCCGUCAUUUCGCCCAUGCAUUCCUUGGUCCUCUCCUUCACGAUGAUCAUCUUCUCCGAGAUUGGCGACAAGACGUUCCUGGUCGCGGCGCUCAUGGCCAUGCGCCACCCUAGAGUGGUGGUGUUUACGGCCGCCUUUUCCGCUCUCAUAACGAUGACGGUUCUAUCUGCCGUGCUCGGGCACGCCGUGCCCACUCUAAUACCUGAAACCCUCACCAAAUUCGCAGCCGCGGGUCUCUUUCUGGUCUUUGGUGUGAAGAUGGUGAUGGAAGCCAGAGGAAAGUCGCCCGACGAAGGGGUUGGCGAAGAAAUGAAAGAAGUAGAGAUGGAACUCGAGGAGAAGGAACACCAGCAUGCACGACAAAUGUCGAGACACCGGAGACGGUCGAGCGCGAUAUCGCCCUACGCGCUGGAGGCCGGGCGUGGCGUUCCGGGGCGGAAGAACACGGACUCACGGCUUCCUUCACCGCCCGAGUCGCCCUCCUCGUCGCGCGAGGCGAGCCCAUCCCGAACGUCGAGCUUCAAGAAUGCCUUGGCCGGGAUUAACAACUUGUUCUCGUUACUGCUCAGCCCCGCCUGGGUGCAGACUUUCGUCAUGACCUUUCUGGGCGAAUGGGGCGACCGAUCGCAGAUAGCGACUAUUGCCAUGGCCGCGGGACAGGACUACUGGUGGGUUACAGCCGGCGCCCUGGUAGGGCAUGGCAUAUGUACCGGUGCUGCCGUGCUGGGCGGACGAGCUAUCGCCGGGAAGGUCAGCUUGAGGACUGUUACCAUGGGCGGCGCUAUUGCGUUUUUGGUCUUCGGCGUCAUUUAUUUGCUCGAGGCCGUGUACUGA